Messenger RNA from Ceratitis capitata (Mediterranean fruit fly), 1490 nucleotides. RefSeq names its product protein hemingway. NCBI's taxonomy places the organism in Eukaryota, Metazoa, Arthropoda, Insecta, Diptera, Tephritidae. The transcript is spliced from 4 exons. Bases 178 to 1428 code for a protein of 416 amino acids. Gene Ontology annotation, biological process: spermatogenesis. The record is from RefSeq and is a predicted model, not a curated record.
CAAAAAAUUUGUAAUUUGAAUUUGAGUUAACGCUUAUACACACACACACACUUCAAUUUGCGGAAACUGAAAGCCAACUUUACCGGUUUCUUCAAUUUAAUUUAAAUAAAAAUAAGCAUAGAAAAUACUAACAAAAAUUAAUACCAUAAUUUAUAAUAGAUUUCAAAUUUAUUCGCAAUGUCCAUGGAAUUUUAUUCGGAUGAAGAUAAGUAUGCGAAUGAGUCCUUUGAAAAUGACACAGAUGAGAUACCGGAAAUAUCAGAGACGGAAAGUGAAAGCGGCAAUGAACCGGCUGUAGUAUCAUCAAAUAGUACCCUCUAUGCCUAUGCCCGCAGUCGCUUUAAUGGGCGUAAGAACUCCUUGCAGAAUAAAUAUGUUGUGCCUUACUAUAGUUCGUCUGAGGAUGAUCAGGAUGUCGUGAUAAGCGAAACCAUAGCCGAAAUCAAUACAGAGCCAAUGUGCAUGGAUGACGCUAUGAAGACACCGAAAAUAAUUUUGAAAUCAUCACUAACACGACGCGACAGCUUAGCGCGUAUGAGCGGUCGGCAUAGAAAAUUAUCUCUUGAGCCAUUAUCAAUUGUGGAGAUACCAAAUAGUGCUUCAAAUGCUAGUGACAAUGUCGAAGAGACUGCCGGUGAAAUAUCGGAACAUGGUACCGACGAUGACGAUGACGAUGUUGAAGAGGAGGAAGAAAAAGCAAAAUCUGAUGUAGAACAUGAAAAUGAUGCCGAACUUUUAAAGAUAUUUAAUAAUUUGACCUGUGUUCAAAGUGAUAAACCAUUGACGACACUCCCUCUAGCAGAGCGAGAGGAAACAACACCAACAGCCGCAAUACCAAGUAGUUUGAACCAAAAUACUGUGCCGACGAUUCACGAGGAUGAGCCCUACGUAGAGUUGCAAAUGAAAAUCAAUGAUCUGAAUAAAGCAUCCACAGAGAAACCUCAAACAGUUGAGGUACACUUUUCCGAACCCAACAUUGGCAGUGAAUGUCUAACGGAAGAUAUUGAACAUGAACUCGUCGAAUAUGAACCAAGUAUAGAUGUGAAUAUCACAAGUGAAACACCAACCAGUUUCAAUUCAGAUGAUUACACUUUUCAUUUGAAUUUCCUACGCGGAAAUAGUUCAAACGAGAGAUUUAAAAUUCGUUCAAAUCAACGCAAAAGCUGGAGCUUUUCUAAUGACCGUAUGCGCGAGAUCGAGCGACACAAUCAUAUAUUGCUACGAAAAAUACUCUCACAGAAGCCUACGUACCAUUUGGCUACACCAAAGCCAACAAAGUUUGCUACGUUGCCUUCAACCUCGCGUACCACUAGUGCAGCUAUCAACCGGAAAAAGAAACAACGACAGAUUGAUCUUGAUAAUCAAGGACUCAAGCGACGCAUCGAGGCUAUAACACUUCGCCGACCAACGCUACAACAUUUAAAUUAAUUUUAAUAUCAGGCAUACACAUUUAUUUUUCCAUUAUUAUUUCAAUCUAAAUGUCGAACACU